AAAAACAAACAUCAAUUUGAAAUAGGCGAACGAUCCAUGCAAAAUCCCACGUUUCAGGUCUGACGAUGAGCGGUGCGGGUGAAAAGACCGCGGUCAAAGAGUUCUAUGCGAACGACAUCGUUUACAAAUUGAACAAACGAAAACGCGUCACAUUCGGUGUCGUUCAAGAUUCGUAUGAGGGUUCGUCGGAUGUAGACGACUUCAAUGCACUGCAAAAGGGCCAGAUCAGGGUGGUGUGGAGCACCAGUUGCCGGGAACAGGUCUGGAAUCAGAAUAAGGUUCGGUUGAUGAACAGGAGCAUUAUUCCGGGCGAUAUUGUCAGGCGCUUGGUGAAGGGAAAAGAAACACAAAGAGGAUAUUGCAAAGAAACUAAGCAAUUGGCUACUUUACAAAUUGUGGGAACUGAUAAAAUAAUCGAACAUGUUGCCAGUGAUAGGUUGCAGGGGUUGAGACCCUUUCAAGUUGAGGAUGCUGUCUGUCUCGAUGAUAAAUUUGGCAGGAUUGAGAAUGUGGAACAGUUGAUUACAAUGCAAUCAAAAUGUGGAUCCAUAGUGGAAGUUUUAACAAGUAUCAAUCACGAGUUGGAGGAUUACUGGCUGGCAAAGAGGAACCGAGUUGGAUUUGACAUGUAUUAUCCAGGGCAAGAAGUGAUAUGCGUGCCUGCCAAUUUGGACCAGCCACACUGGUUGCGUCGAUCUCGAUGCAUCAAGCGCGGUGCUCAGUCAAGACAACGUUUCACCAUCCAGGCAGUUGAAGAUGUGGUCGUUGAAGUAGCUUGGUGCGGCGAUACCACUCAUUUUGCUGAAGUGGUCGCCGACGACGUUAAACGUUUGAAAGUUUUGGAACGGCCGAGUGACACUUGUCUCGAAUUGAAUGAGCGGAAAUUAUUGAAGCUGGGCGUCAGCGAUGUGCUACUGACUAAGAAGCAAUGGAGCAGGAAGAUGGCUCAGAUGUGCAGAGCGGAGACGGGCAAUGGGGGUGGAGUCAAAGUUAGACAUGUGGUUGGCGGAUGCAACAACAAAACGUCGGUUAGUAGGAUACCAAAGAUGCGCGCCCCUGUUUCGCCAUACUCGCCGCCACCAUCAGAAACACAGUCGGAGGAGUUUGCAGCCGAUGAAGAUUGGUGGACAGAGGAAGGCGAACUGUCCGACGAAGAGGAUUGUAUAAGUACGUCGUCGCCGAUUAGCGGUACAACCAAACACAAUCGCCGUCAUUAUCCGCCGAAACCGAGAGAACUCGUGCCAGGCAACACUUUGGCGGUUGAAGUGGUAUAUGUAGAGUCGAAGGUUACGGUAGUAUGGCAGGAUGGCACCGUCGAAAAAGAUGUUCCUUCCACGCAGCUCUACUACUCCAUUUCAUUGGACGAUCACGAAUUCUUUCCUGGAGAGUGGGUCGUUCACGAUCACAAAAAAUUGGAAGAAGACAAGCCCGAGAUGUAUGGCGUUAUACAGUCUGUUGAUUAUUUGGAGAGGACGACGACGGUCAAAUGGUUUGAAUACUCCAAGGAAAUGAAUCAGCCUAUGGAUGUUUCCAUCACUGAAAUGUCCGUUUACGAUUUAAAGAAACAUCCAAAGUUCGCUUUCAGACCCGGAAGUAUCGUUAAGGCAAAACCAACACAACCGGAUAAAAUGGGAAAAGUCAUUGACAGUUGUGUAGAAGGGUACGUAAAAGUAAUGUGGCUCGAUCACACCUUGGAGGACUGUUGGCCGCAAAAUAUAGAACUGAUUCCCGAUUCCGACGAAUUGGAUUUUUCCGAUUCAUCAGACGACGAAGACGGCACAUCCAGCUUCGGACGCGUCCACAUCGACUCGUGGGAGACCGAAAGCGUGGAAUCGUAUGCAGGGGACGCCGGUGAAGAAACUGCCCUUCAAAACAUGGCUGCACGACUGGAUUUCGUCAGGAGUCGCAUAUUAUUUCUCAGGGAGGCUUUUCGGCAACACACCAUUGCAGAUAAUUUUUCGUUUUUGAAGGAUCUUUUACUCAUUUACGACAACUCCAGUUAUUUGGACAAACUACUGGGCACAUCCUUCUUUAGUCUAAAGAGCAAACAUUUCCAGACACUUUUGAUGCAGGCGAAGGAGAAGGCACGAAACUUGGGAGUAGAGUUGCGGGGUCGUUUGUUUAACACCGAAACUGGUCAAGUUCCUUCGCUGCCGAGAAGCACGGCUAAAAUAGCCGAAAAGGAAAACAUUAAUAAGCUGAUAAAACUGGAGCACAGGAUGAACGCCGAAAUCGAAAAGAAAGACGAUUCGACUAAUAAAGACAAAGAUAAUAAUACGAGUACUGUUACAACGCCGUCCGCGGAAAGUAAUUUCGAAAUAACACAGGAGAAUCUCUGCAUAGAAUUGCUAUCCAUGCUCAAAAUACGUAUGGAUUUGGCAUACGCGGAGAUAAUUAGUAGGAUUGGCGGUGUUCAAGCGUUGAGUGUAAUGACGAAAGCAUCAACUAACAUUACGACACCGCCGAUGAGCAGCACUCCCUGGCCGACAAGUAUGCCCUCAACCCCUGAAGACACACAAUUGCCUAAUCCGUUGAAGAUGACUCUGCCACCGACUCCGCCCGGGUCGGCGAAAGAACAAUCAUCUAUGGCGGACGCACACGCUGAAGGCUACAGAAUGCUGGACGACCCGUCACCCCUCCAUCAUUAUUGCGCAAGCAAGUUUGAGGCGCAAGAUCUGAAAUCACUGAUGAAAGCUAUCAAUAAGGAGCUGAAGUUGCUGCAGGAAUCGCUCCCACCGGGAGUUUGGGUGAGAUCAUAUAGCAGCCGGUUGGAUCUUUUGUCGGUAAUGAUUCGUGGACCGGCCAAAACGCCCUACGAGGACGGCCUCUUUUUGUUCGACAUCCAACUGAGCCAGAACUAUCCAAGGUCGCCGCCGUUGGUUCAUUACAUAAGCUACAGUUCGGAGAGACUCAAUCCUAAUUUGUAUGUUGAGGGGAAGGUUUGUGUCUCGUUGUUGGGCACGUGGAUGGGUCGAGGCACUGAAGUUUGGGGACCGAACAGCACUUUGCUCCAGCUGAUCGUGUCGAUUCAGGGUCUGAUUUUGGUGGCGGAGCCCUAUUACAACGAGGCGGGUUACGAGAAGCAAACGGACACGCAGCAGGGCUACGAAAACUCCCGCACUUAUAACGAAUUGGUCGUGCUCAAAUUGGUGCAGUCAAUGACCGAAAUGCUCCAGUCACCGCUCGAUAUCUUCAAGGAAGAAAUUUUGAUGCAUUUCUCAGAGCACGGGAAGCUGUUGUGCAAUCGGUUGGAGCGGUUCUGCAGCGACACUGAUCCGUCCAAGCCGGAUUAUCCUUUGUUGCCGGUCAGUAAAGGAUUGAAGUUAUCUCUUAACGCUGCGAUAAGUAAUUUCAAGGAUGUGCUCAAAAAGGUGCUUGCGCAGGCCGAAAAAUAAUGUGAUUGGUUUGUUGAUAUUCACUUGUCCUUAUUUUGUUAUUGGAUAAUAAACCUUUGGAUUCUGGUUGUUAUGAUAUAUGAUGUAAUGUAAUGAGGGUGCGUUCAUUCGUUGUGGAUAUAUUGUUCUUUAUUUAUUUGUAACGAUUGUUCAUUUAAUAAUUAUUUAUUGUGAUUGCACAAACAACGUUGGAUGACGGUUUUAAAUUUUGGAAAUUGACCACAACACUCAUUUUUAUGUGUUGCAUAUUGUUAAUUGGAAUGGAAUAUGAUAUACCAUGAAAUGGAAUGGUUCAAUUUUUCAAAUUUUACGCUCGAUUUUUACGUUGUUCUGUUUGUGAUGUAUUUGUUCUGUGAUGGAUGAAACUGAACAUGUAUUAUGGUGUUUGCAAACUUCAGUCUUUUUUCUUAACAUGGAAAUUUGUAAGCACCACUUAUUUCUCACUAUUACUAUUUUUAUUAUUAUUGUUAUUAAUUAAUUAACUUGUUGACAUUUGCUGAAACAGUACGACAGUGUUGAAUUGUUCGGGGUAAUGCCUAAGCAAGCACAAAUAACGCGUUAAUGAAACACAAUCCAUUUUGAUUAGUUCUAGGAUUUUUCAGGAUUUCUAAAAAUAAAUACUGUUACUGUUUA
This is a messenger RNA of Aethina tumida (small hive beetle), 4028 nucleotides long. RefSeq names its product (E3-independent) E2 ubiquitin-conjugating enzyme UBE2O. The record is from RefSeq and is a predicted model, not a curated record. The transcript has 6 exons. Bases 66 to 3395 code for a protein of 1109 amino acids. NCBI's taxonomy places the organism in Eukaryota, Metazoa, Arthropoda, Insecta, Coleoptera, Nitidulidae.